This is a messenger RNA of Heterocephalus glaber (naked mole-rat), 1208 nucleotides long. RefSeq names its product charged multivesicular body protein 3 (gene Chmp3). The record is from RefSeq and is a predicted model, not a curated record. NCBI's taxonomy places the organism in Eukaryota, Metazoa, Chordata, Mammalia, Rodentia, Bathyergidae. Gene Ontology annotation, biological process: vacuolar transport.
CAAAGCGCUUGCGCACCACGCCUGCUGCCGCCGCGCCCAUCUCCGGGCGUCUAGAUUUCUAUCCUUUCCUCCGGCCCCGCCCAAGCGGCUGCCCGUGACCUGCCUGGGCGCAGGGAACGGAAAGCCGGAAGGGGCAAGACGAGUACAGUUCGCCAUGGGGCUGUUUGGAAAAACCCAAGAGAAGCCACCCAAAGAGCUGGUCAAUGAAUGGUCAUUGAAGAUAAGAAAAGAAAUGAGAGUUGUUGACAGACAAAUAAGAGAUAUCCAGAGAGAAGAAGAGAAAGUGAAACGGUCUGUGAAAGAUGCUGCCAAGAAGGGCCAGAAGGAUGUCUGUGUGGUUCUGGCCAAGGAGAUGAUCAGGUCAAGGAAGACUGUGAGCAAGCUGUAUGUAUCCAAAGCUCACAUGAACUCCGUGCUCAUGGGGAUGAAGAACCAGCUUGCGGUCCUGCGAGUGGCUGGGUCCCUGCAGAAGAGCACAGAAGUGAUGAAGGCCAUGCAGAGUCUCGUGAAGAUCCCAGAAAUCCAGGCCACCAUGCGGGAGCUGUCGAAAGAGAUGAUGAAGGCUGGGAUCAUAGAAGAGAUGUUAGAGGACACUUUUGAAAGCAUGGACGACCAAGAAGAAAUGGAAGAAGAAGCUGAAAUGGAAAUUGACAAAAUCCUCUUUGAAAUUACAGCAGGAGCCUUAGGCAAAGCACCCAGUAAAGUGACCGACGCCCUUCCUGAGCCUGAACCUCCAGGAGCAAUGGCCGCCUCUGAGGAUGAAGAGGAGGAAGAGGCCCUGGAGGCUAUGCAGUCCCGGCUGGCCACACUCCGCAGCUAGGGCCCUCAGGUUCUUCCCUGAGGAACACUGGCCCAUAGGUGUUUGCACACUGAUGAAGAGCUGCCAUUUCAUGUAUCUCUUGCACUACACCUCUGUUGUGAGGCAUUGCAUUUUGGAGAAGGUUCUGUGCUUAUCUCUCUUCCCUGUCUGCAGAGGUUUUGGGCUCUCAAAGGGACUGUUUUUAUGAAGGUGGUGUGAUUAAAUGCAUCAUUUUCAGGAAUAUAAACAGAAAUAUCUUUCUUAUUGGGGAAAGCAGAAAAAUCCUUUUCUUACAAAGCAAUUCUAAGAACAGAGUUGAUUGCUUGAAUGUUUAGGACUCUACAUUUUUUGGGGGGGGGUGUAAAACAUUGUAUAAAAGGAUUUUAAUAAAUUUCUGCUUUAACAUUUA